This is a messenger RNA of Doryrhamphus excisus (bluestripe pipefish), 11652 nucleotides long. RefSeq names its product protein phosphatase 1, regulatory subunit 27a (gene ppp1r27a). Gene Ontology annotation, molecular function: phosphatase binding. Lineage: Eukaryota; Metazoa; Chordata; Actinopteri; Syngnathiformes; Syngnathidae. The record is from RefSeq and is a predicted model, not a curated record.
UCAGGAGCACUUUGUAAACAACAGACCAUGUCAAACAACGAAAUUGAUACAACCAUCAAAAGGUUGGCUCAGGCCAUGAUGCCAGGUUGUAUGUUGAGUUUAAAUUAAAUACUUUUGAAAGAUUGGGCGGGCCGUAUUCAAACACUUGGCGGGCCGGAUGUGGCCCCCGGGCCGUAGUUUGCCCACCCCUGCUCUACAGUCUCGAAUAGCUGAUAUCCGCUAAGAUACUGUUUUUAAAGGCAAAAGGCUGGCAAAGUUCAUGAUGCUGACGUAAGAGGUCAUGUCCCUCAGACCUUUAAAGGGCUCCUAUUACCAGGAGGAGCCCCCAUGGGCCCCCCGUCAGGUGAUGCCGUCACCUGAUCAAGGUGUCCGGUGCUAAACAAGGAGCCAAAGCGGACUAUACUCGGACGUCGGGAAGAAAAAUAGAUAUUUUUCCUGUCCCUUUAUGUCUGCUGCUUACGUAUGCUGCUCAUGUCUUGGCCAUGAAACCUUAGCCAGAUGCCUCCUGUUUCUGGAGCAGCCCUCCUGAAGGACCGUUGGAUGCUGGGCUAAAAUUAGCAUACGGGCCCCUGUCAAAUGCAUUCUGCAGAUAUCUUGUUUUGACUUGGCCUUAUGGGGCCGGCGCUCCUUCCUGUCUGAGGUCACCAAGUAGACACCCCAAAUCACCGAGCAUCCACCAGUAUCCUCAUGGGGGCGGGGGGGGGCUUCUUUUCUAUUCUAAAAAUAGAAUCAAGAGGAAAGUUGUACUCUCACAAUGUAAUGAGGGAAAAAUAAUAGCAUUAAGUUAAAACAUGAAAUAGUUAAACAAUUGAAAAAUAAUCAGAAUUAGAAAAAAAACAGGUGUAAUAAUGCAAGAAUAAAGCCAAAAUAUUAUGGAAAUAAAGUAAUAAUAUGAUAAUAAAAAAUGUAAUUUUAUGAGAAUAAUUUAAAAAUAUGAUAAGGAAAAAUUAUAAAAUGUUUGUGGCAUAGAGUUGAAAUAUUCAAGACAAAAAAAAAUUUCGAAGUCAUAAUAUAAUCAAACAAACAAAACAAAGAAUGAAGUUGUACGUUUUUGGAAAAUUAUCUCAGCAUAUUAUGGGAAUAAAGCCAUAAUUAUGAUAUAAUAUUUACAAGGAAAUAUGAAACAGCUGGAAAAUGUAAAAAAAAAAAACAUCAAAAAUGGAAGAAAAGAGCAAAGACCAAAGUUAAUGCUAAUAAUACGCUUUUUCUGAUUGGUGUGCAAAAUAUAAAAAUGGCCGUCGCAUGCCUCCAUUUUUUUUUUUAUAUGGCCCCCCUGUGCAACACGUUUGUCCACGCCUGCUGUGGGCGCCACUCGGCCUGUCACGGUACCUUCAAAGACCUUUGUGCCAUUGACACUUGGCAUUUAUAGCUGGGUACAUACCUGUACUUUUUUUAGUCCUGAAAAAGGUACGCCCAUUUACCUUGGAGUCCAGUAGCUCAUGGCUGCGGUUGGAAUGAUGUGUUGAUGAUGUUGAUGUUCGAUGCCACCCUUUUUCGGGGAGGCUAAAAGCGAUCGUGUGCUAGUUACAGCCCAGAAAUGGCGGACAUAAACAAUUGCAUCACAGAAUAGGAAUCGGGCUGCAGCGACUUGCUGCUGCAUCUUUAAUUAGUUCCCCGCCCGGUCCUGACCAUGUGCUUCAAGAACUCCAUCAUCACCCCAGUUGCCAAUCCUGUCUUGUACAUUGUACGUGUUGUCUUCUGAGUAUGGUAACGCUGUGUAAUGGAAUGUACAGCAUCAUUGCAUCAUCGGUGUAACGCUAAUGUGUAAUCUCGCCAUCCGCCCAACUCAGGCUGCUGCUAUGUUAUCGUUCGUGGUUAUCGCUCGUAGUGUUUACUGUAUGGAAGAGGAAGGGUGGAGUGUGCUUGAGAUCAGCUUGGGAUCAGCUUGAGAUCAGCUUGGGAUCAGCUUGAGAUCAGCUUGAGAUCCCCGUACUGCAAACUGACAACCCGAGCAAAGCAUAUUGAGCUGAAGGUUCAUUUUUCCAUCCCCAAUUGUUACAAAAAAUGGCCCCCAAAGUUGCAGCACAUGUUUUUUUAAAUUUACCUUGAUGCUGAUAUUCUACUUUUUGUUGUUUGUGUUGUCGAAGAAGAAGCAUCCCAUGCUAUUAUUCCUCAUACAAUCAUCCCUCCUUUAUCCCGGUUAACUGGUCCCAGACUCGACUACAAUAAAUAAAUUUCCACGAAGUAGGAUCCAAGACUAAGAAUUGCUGAAUGAAGUAAAAUGCAAAUAUAAGGCAUCCAGAAGACGCCUUUAAAGACACGUUGUAAUACAGUACGUAGUAUUCUACAGUUGCGGUUAGUAGUCAGUAAUACAGCGAGAUAGUUUCCAUUCUAGGAGCUUCUCUACAGAAACGCAAGAAAAAAAAUGAUUUUUUUUCAAUUACAGCUGCAACAAUUAAUCACAUUGAUUAUCCAAUUAAUCAGCAGUUAAUUUGUGCUUUAGGUCAACCAAGAUAUUCGCACAACAAAACACAUUUUUACCCCUUGGUGAUGGCUACUAAAAUAACUAAACGAUUACUCGAUGAAUAAAAACAACACGAUUCAGAUUAAUCAACUUUAAGAAUAAUUAAUUAAGUUAAUUGCAGCCCUACUCCUGAUAUUAUUUGUGAGUCUGUAUGAUGUCUUAUAUAUAGCUUAUGUGUUAGUUUUUCUUAUUUUGUCUAUCAUGUUAAUGGUAAUGUGAGUGUAAAGGUGACAUAGGGGUGCUAUUUCAUGUGCAGAGGGCUCUAAUAAUGUUAAAAAAAGAUCUUUAUGAGGUCAUAAACAGGUUUCUAUGCUCUAACUGCAAACGUCUUGUAUUUAUAAAUAAGGAAUCCUACUUCGUGGAAACGUACGGUCGGUCGGGACCAAUUAAGCUCGAUAAAGGAGGGAUCACUGCACUGUGGUGCGUUAGUUUUUCAUAUUUUGUCUAUCAUGUUAAUGGUUAUGUGAGUGUAAAGGUGACAUAGGGGUGCUAUUUCAUGUGCAGAGGGCUCUAAUAAUGUUAAAAAAAAGAUCUUUAUGAGGUCAUAAACAGGUUUCUGUGUUCAAACUGCAAACGUCUUGUAUUUAUAAAUAAGGAAUCCUACUUCGUGGAAACGUACGGUCGGUCGGGACCAAUUAAGCUCGAUAAAGGAGGGAUCACUGCACUGUGGUGCGUUAGUUUUUCAUAUUUUGUCUAUCAUGUUAAUGGUUAUGUGAGUGUAAAGGUGACAUAGGGGUGCUAUUUCAUGUGCAGAGGGCUCUAAUAAUGUUAAAAAAAGAUCUUUAUGAGGUCAUAAACAGGUUUCUGUGUUCAAACUGCAAACGUCUUGUAUUUAUAAAUAAGGAAUCCUACUUCGUGGAAACGUACGGUCGGUCGGGACCAAUUAAGCUCGAUAAAGGAGGGAUCACUGCACUGUGGUGCGUUAGUUUUUCAUAUUUUGUCUAUCAUGUUAAUGGUUAUGUGAGUGUAAAGGUGACAUAGGGGUGCUAUUUCAUGUGCAGAGGGCUCUAAUAAUGUUAAAAAAAGAUCUUUAUGAGGUCAUAAACAGGUUUCUGUGUUCAAACUGCAAACGUCUUGUAUUUAUAAAUAAGGAAUCCUACUUCGUGGAAACGUACGGUCGGUCGGGACCAAUUAAGCUCGAUAAAGGAGGGAUUACUGCACUGUGGUAUCACUGACAUCCACUUAUAAUAGACACGCGCUUGCGUCAUAUUCCAGUCCUUCAUUUGCAAAGGUAAAGCAAAGGUUUGAUUUUGGGUGCCACCUGUUUAACGUCAUCCGUAUUUAAUUGUAUAAGCUCGCAUAGAUCCAGCAUGGAGUACAUGACGACCUUGAGCAUCCUGGUCACGGCGGUGUUGGCGCUGAUUGAUGCUGAGUGAAGCAUGUAGGUGGAGUGGAACCCGCGCCCUAUUGUGCAACCACGCAUCAACAACGACAUGAUACGUAUGGGCAAGGUUUCACCCCGGCCUUGUUUUGCAAGGCUGCAAGCUCCGGGCUUUGGUAACCUUAUCCCUAGCCGGCCUGGAUGCGACUCCCAUUCACCACCCUGCUAAUUCUCAGCCUUCUGGACAGCUGCUGUAUCCGUUUACCGCCGUUAGCGCUUCGCAGGGAGGCUCUUUUCAAACCGGACGGCAACAAUGGAGCCCCUCUAUCGGGGACCAUGUUACAAAAGUUCCAAAAGAGCGUCAGCCCAGUCGUUGCACCGUUUGUCCUUUUAACGUCGGGUUACAUGGGAUCACUGGAAGAUAUGCGAGCGUUUACGAGGAGAUGCUGGGUUCAAAGCCUGCGUCCUAUUGUUUGCCAAACGUCGGUACGGCAUUAGCGGCUUUAUGUCUCUUGGAACGUAGCGCACAUUUACACCUGCAUUGUUGAGCAUCCAGUCGGCCGUGCUGCGCUGCACCUGUUUCUAUUUGUGAGCGCAUGGCUCUUACCGCAUUCAUCUGCGAUAUAGCAUUUCUGGUGGGGAGGCUUUUUGUUUCCGCGGGCAUGCAGGCAGGACAUAUGACGUCCUGAAAAAGUCAGCUGCUAUUAUUGCUGUAUUGGAAUAUGCCGCAAUACAAAUGAUUUAUUUUAAGUUGGAGGGUUGAUGUAAUAAUUCUUAUUAAUGUUAUUCACAGUAUAAAAAUUGAAUUAAUAAUGAAUUUGUCUUAAGAAAAGGCUUCACCGUGAUUUAACCUGCAUAACACAAGUAGAUUGAUUUAGCCCUCGCUGGUAAUUUGGGUCCGAUUCCCAUGGAAACUAUGCGUGCAUGACUAGACCGGGUCAGCGACUUAAGUAUCUCCAGGCACGGGAACUACGGCGACUAUGAGGACCCUGGUAUGUCAAGACCACAUGGCAGUCGGGCAUAUGUUCAACAGCAACCUGCUCAAGUGAUUUGCACCUACACAUUAUUAUUAUUAUAAACCUCUGAAGACUCAGCCAUCCCUGGUCAUCUUCAUCUUCAUGUACAUGCCAGACCUGGAUUUGGCGAUCCUUCAGAGUACCGUCAUUUUGUUAAUCACGAUUAAUCCAUUCCCUCAAUGAAUUUCCGGAUUCCUGAUUCAUAAAUAGAAUAUUUUCAUAGUAAGAGCAUUAAAUUCAGCCUUCUAAAUACCGGUUUCAACAUUGUUAGAGCUCUCCAGACCUGAAAUAACACCCCUAUAGUCCCCGUUAUGCAGCUUUAUUACUUCAUGUUUCUGCACAGUACUUCCUGACAAUGUUCUGCCCCGAGGCAGAAUGUUUCCUCCUCCAUAUCCAGGAUUUCAGAGUAGCGUCAUUUUGUUAAUCACGAUUAAUCCAUUCCCUCAAUGAAUUUCCGGAUUCCUGAUUCAUAAAUAGAAUAUUUUCAUAGUAAGAGCAUUAAAUUCAGCCUUCUAAAUACCGGUUUCAACAUUGUUAGAGCUCUCCAGACCUGAAAUAACACCCCUAUAGUCCCCGUUAUGCAGCUUUAUUACUUCAUGUUUCUGCACAGUACUUCCUGACAAUGUUCUGCCCCGAGGCAGAAUGUUUCCACCUCCUGUCUGACAGCAGAGAUGGUGUCGUUGGGGUCCUAUCCAGGAUUUCAGAGUACCGUCAUUUUGUUAAUCACGAUUAAUCCGUUCCCUCUGUGAAUUUCAGGAUUCCUGAUUUAUAGACGGAAUAUUUUCAUACUUAGAGCAUUAAAAUCCCAUUUUCAGCCUUCUAAAUAUCAGUUUUAACAUUAUUAGAGCUCUCCAGACAUGAAAUAGCACCCCUAUGGUCCCCGUUAUGCUCGUGUUACCCAAUGUAGUAGACAUAAUAACAGAAAACAAGGCCCACACAUGGUGCUUUUUUACUUCCUGUUUCUGCACAGUACUUCCUGACAAUGUUCUGCCCUGAGGCAGAAUGUUUCCACCUCCAUAUCCAGGAUUUCAGAGUACCGUCAUUUUGUUAAUCACGAUUAAUCCGUUCUCUCAGUGAAUUUCAGGAUUCCUGAUUUAUAAAUGGAAUAUUUUCAUACUUAGAGCAUUAAAAUCCAUAUCAGUUUUAACAUUAUUAGAGCUCUCCAGACAUGAAAUAGCACCCCUAUAGUCCCCGUUAUGCUCGUGUUACCCAAUGUAGUAGGCAUAAUAACAGUAAACAAGGCCCACACAUGGUAGCGUUGGGAGAGUUGCUUGUCAUCGGUGCUUUUUUACUUCCUGUUUCUGCACAGUACUUCCUGUCAAUGUUCUGGCUUAGAAACAGCCCUGAGGCAGAAUGUUCCCACCUCCUGUUUGACAGCAGAGAUGGUGUCGUUGGGGUCAUAUCCAGGAUUUAUCCACAUCCGAGCCGUUAUGUGAUUGUUAGCACUGUGUGAGGAAACUGCACUUAUUAACAGAGGUCAGAGGUCAAGACAAUUUGAAUGGCUGUGGAACCGACUCGACAAUAUCAUCAACGACUUGGACUGACUUGACGUCAGUGAGUCAGGAUCUGACUUGGACUGCGGUCUGAUCCGUCAUUCCCACCAAGACGGCAAAGUUUCCCACGGAAUCUGCCUCCUUGAACGCAUCUAAUAAAGUCCAAUCAGGAACAAACAACAAGGAUGUGACUUCCACCCCCCCCCCCCCCCCCCCCAGUCCUGGAGAGUGGCGGUGAUUAACACCUUGACGUGUCAACAUACUACCCGGGAGAAUUUGAUUUGCAUUCUCAAAUUACGAGGUCACGCCAUUUUAUUUAGUAGCGCUUAACGGUGCUUAUGACUUGUAAGGAUUCGAACGUUUCCAGCCAAAUGACAUCAGACUUGAACCAACCUGCCCCGUCUUGACUUGAGACGCCACUCCAGACUUGGAAGACUUGAGACUUAGGGGAGACUUGUGAGUGUUUUGGGUCCGAGAUCCAGACAGGAUGUGCUUGUUAGGACACAUAGCGGCUGUCCAAUCGGUAUCUACGUCGCUCCAUACAUCCACGGGAGCAGACGUGUCUACACGCUAUACCUGGUUUCAAUCUGGCGGGGGUUCCACAUUCUUUUUAGACUUUGCGCCCCCAUCGACUUUAAAAAUUGUCCCUAAAACUGAACGUCUUUCUUUAUUUUUGCCUGAAAAAUGGACUUCAUCUGUGAAUUAGGAAUGGGAAUUGUCGCUUAAAAAACUGUGGAAUACUGAGAACAUGUCGCUUUCAAUGUGUGGGGGCACACUCGAAAUGGGGAUCACGGAGUUGAUGACCGCCCACACAAACCUAAAAACCAUCCGGUCUCCAUCGAGCCGACCUGCCACCGCCGUUGUAUUUGGCGGCGUUCCGUGCAUCCGAAUGUCAACUGCAACUUCUUGGUAAUUUGCACCCGAAAGAGCAGGUGUGGGGGAGGGCACCCUGAGCCUAUGUAUAGAAAGCCAAUGGAACGUGUGAGCCCCCCCCCCCCCCCCCCACUGGCAUUCAUCCAAAAGGGGGGGCCUAUGUGCGGGCCGCAGCAAACAAACAUUUUCCAGCAGUCGAGCUUUCUUCUUGAGGCCCAGGUGCUGUUUUAAGGAGCGAGCGAGGCAUAGCUCAGGGACGCCCUGGCGCACCCGCGCUUCCAUAUAAGACGUGAUGCAACCUGAGAGGGGCUCCUCCUCCGCAUGUGAAAAGUCCAAGCUGUAUUUGUUGUCGCCAUUAGCUUCUGUGUAAACGUUUUAGCGGGCAAUCAUUUAUUUACUGUAUGGCCUCAAAUACAACAUUUCAUAUUUUGACAAAUUGCAGCUUUUUUUCAGUUUUUCCGAAAUAUAUGAAUAAGUUGGGCUGUUUUGUUGUUGAAUACAGAUGACUAUAGGACAAAUAAAAUCACAUUUUAUGUAUUUGUUUGCCCGUGUUAAGCAUUUUCAAGCAUGAAAAUGGCUAAAUGAAGUGAAAUCGAAGGCAUUCAGAAGACGUAUUUAAAGACACUAUGAUGAUAUGUAGUAUUCUACACAGGUCACUAGUUCUCAGUAAUGUUACUGUAAUGUUUGUUGAGACUCACAAUCAUAUAUUGGAUAAUAAGUGUGACUAUAGGGGUGCUAUUUCAUGUCUGGAGGACUCUAAUAAUGUUAAAACCCCAUACAGAAGGUUGUUUUCUAUGCUAAAACCAUGAAAACAUUGCAUGUGGUAUAACUUAAAACGGUGGCGGAGAGAACCAGCUAACCGUGAUAAACGAGGGAUUAGUGUACUAUGAAAAGACUCACAAUCAUAUCAAGUUUCUCUUAUGUUGACUAUAUUGGAUAAUAAGUGUGACUAUAGGGGUGCUAUUUCAUGUCUGGAGGACUCCAAUAAUGUUAAAACCCCAUACAGAAGGUUGUUUUCUAUGCUAAAUAGAUAACAAUAAAGUUGAAUCUAAUCUAAUCUAAUCUAAAACCAUGAAAACAUUGCAUGUGGUAUAACUUAAAACGGUGGCGGAGAGAACCAGCUAACCGUGAUAAACGAGGGAUUAGUGUACUAUGAAAAGACUCACAAUCAUAUCAAGUUUCUCUUAUGUCGACUAUAUUGGAUAAUAAUUGUGACUAUAGGGGUGCUAUUUCAUGUCUAGAGGACUCUAAUCAUGUUAAAACCCCAUACAGAAGGUUGUAAAAGUUGUUUUCUAUGCUAAAACCAUGAAAACAUUGCUUGUGGUAUAACUUAAAACGGUGGAGGAGAGAACCAGCUAACCGUGAUAAACGAGGGAUUAGUGUACUAUGAAAAGACUCACAAUCAUAUCAAGUUUCUCUUAUGUCGACUAUAUUGGAUAAUAAAUUUGACUAUAGGGGUGCUAUUUCAUGUCUGGAGGACUCUAAUAAUGUUUAAACCCCAUACACAUAGAAGGUUGUAAAGGUUGUUUUCUAUGCUAAAACCAUGAAAACAUUGCAUGUGGUAUAACUUAAAACGGUGGAGGAGAGAACCAGCUAACCGUGAUAAACGAGGGAUUAGUGUACUAUGAAAAGACUCACAAUCAUAUCAAGUUUCUCUUAUGUCGACUAUAUUGGAUAAUAAAUGUGACUAUAGGGGUGCUAUUUCAUGUCUGGAGGACUCUAAUAAUGUUAAAACCCCAUACAGAAGGUUGUUUUCUAUGCUAAAACCAUGAAAACAUUGCAUGUGGUAUAACUUAAAACGGUGGAGGAGAGAACCAGUUAACCGUGAUAAACGAGGGAUUAGUGUACUAUAAAAUAAAAACCGACCAAUCACGGCUCUGCAGUCCAUGCCGCAGUGGACCCAAGGUUACAUUUUCUCGACGGUUCGUGUGGAGCUUUGUGGAAGAAUCCGACAGCGGUGGCGUGUGUGAGGGUGUAGCAUAAUGAAGACGAGACCACUGAUGAACAUUUGGAGACCAGUUGAAGAACUGGAAGUCAGUCAUGGCCUUCAGACCCCUGUAACAUCUACACAUGGAUGGUCCAUUCAUUGAUCACUAUGUCCAUCCCUAGUUUAUGUAUGUUGUCUUUUCGCCUGACCAUCUUCUUUGGUCCAAAGACGUACAUCAAGAAUAAAAAAGCAGUCCCAGCCGGUGUGGCCAUGCUAGGGGUGUGUCUGGGGACAGCUGGUGGGACGGCCACCACGUUACUGCAUUAUUCACACCCAAUGUUCGGGAACGUGCUGUUAUUCCAAACACACACCGUAUACUUCCUGCAGUUUAAGUCCAUAGGAACGGAGCAGGCUAGCAUUUGGCUAGCCGGGCCGUACGUGCAGCAUGCUGUGUUUGCCCUGCACGUCUUGCAGAGCGUGGCAAAAGUUCAGCGUCGCAAAUAGCUGCGAUUCUGGAAGCCAUGUGACUUCUGAGUGACAUUUAUGGGGAGCCCCCCACCACCACCCACCCCGCCAUCAGUCAUGACCACUCGGAUAACCUCCACAGGGGGUGAAUUUUACUGUCUGGUUGUGGUGCAAAGGUCAAGCACGAGGAGCACGAGAAGAGCAUGCGUGAACGCAGCGUAAAUAUUUGGGUGCACCUGAUCGGCUGGAAUAGUUUGAGCCCCAAUUUCAAUGGCGCAGUAUUGUAUUUUAUGUACUUUCAAUUCCGUCGCUGCUUGUCGCUUUCAAAAUAAAAUACUUAAAUCGAACUUAGGAAGCAAAAAUGUUUACAUGGAGGUCGUGCAGCAUCUGGCGAAGACCUGGUUUCAGAGCUAAGUAGCCUGGUGAAAAUUGGCCACAUGUGUGUGCAGCUUAGGCCCUAUAGAGCAGGGGUGGCAAAUUGCGGCCCGCGGGCCAUAUCACGUUCGCUAAACAUUUUUAUGCAUUUCCAAAUUCCUUUUUUUAAACCUUCAGCAUGGAAAGUGUAGCUAGCACAUGGCUUGCAGUGCUAUUGUGGUACGCCAAAGCAGUCAGAUGCAAUCUGUAAACAACCCAACAUGUCAACACUUAUGACGCACAAAGUAACCUAAAACAUCCAUGGCACAAAACAUUGUGUAUUCCUGCGAGGCGAGUCAAAGAGGUCCCUAGAGGGGCCAAAUGAAUAUGUAAUAAACACAAACGGGUAAUGGUGCGAUCCAAAAAGGCCUAAAUGUUGAUAACAGGUGGAUGGAUGACUAAGGAAACUGAAAAGAAUAUUCACAUUUACCAUAAAAUACCAAAUACCCAUGUGGAGCCUAACAAUACGGUAUGUUCUCCAUACCUUCAGCAAUCAUCAUGAUGGGUUUGUCUUUUUUCCCGACUCAAAGGAACCAUUUUGGCUGUCAACAUUUUUACGAGCUCGCGUUGGGUGCAGUUUCUUUGGGCACGCAGCUUCACAGUGGGUGGGGUUGGACAAGUGCUUCUCAUUUGCACGCUGGAGUCACUGAACAUUAGGCCCGAAAAUAGCCCUCCCGAAGCUAUAUAGGGGUCCUCGUGCGGCUGGCUCCGUUAGACCGCAGUUCUUUUCUGGCUGGAGACCUCCUGCGCCACACGAAAAGUUAAAAUCGAGAGAAAAAGAAGACGGCACAAGAUCAUAGACGGGGGACUAAGUAAGGCAACGAACUUGACGUCACAUGAAAGGAUAAAAGCCAAGAAAGGAGCAGAAAAAGGACAAAAAGGAUAUUUUUGGAAUUUUCUUGUCCCGUUUGAUUUCUCAUGUCCCCCCUGCUGGGCUGACGGCAUCGGGGGAGGCAGAUCCUGACCACUGCAGGGAUGAAGUACAACUACCACAUACCAGUGUCAACGUACACACGCCAUACUCAGUACACGCCAAGCUACCACACGCCUACGCAGUACGUGUCCAGUCACUACACACCUUCAUACUCGUCGGUAUCAAAGUACACCCCCGGCCAGUAUGGCGGCGCGCAUCACACCCCGUCGUACUACACGUCCUCCUACAAGUCUGCAUCGGCGUACAUCCCUUCGCGGUACAGCUCGGCGCGGCACACGCAAGCACGGGACAACCCGGCCCCCGUGGUCCCCGUCCCACCUGCGAAGAGAACUGUGCACUUUCCCAACGACAUCAUCUUCCAGGAUAUCGUCAGACGUGGAGAGCUGGAGCAAAUCGGUCGCUUCAUCCGAACCAGGAAAGUCCGUGUGGAUACGCUCUUCCACUCAGGCAUGGCGGCGCUGCACGAGGCCGUGCUGACGGGAAACCUGGAGGUGGUGAAGCUGUUGGUCAAGCACGGCGCCGACGUCCAUCAGAGGGACGAGGACGGCUGGACGCCGCUUCACAUGGCCUGCAGUGACAGCUUCCCCGAAAUAGCCAGCUAUCUCCUCUCGAUUGGAGCCAGCACGGAAGCCGAAAAUGAGAGCGGAGAGAAACCGGCAGACCUCAUUGACCCCGACUGCUCGGAGUUGUCCAAACUGUUCGAGGCUGGUUGCAUAUAAUAGGUUACGGCAUGGGCCCAGAAUGG